Molecule: messenger RNA, 2562 nt
Organism: Aureobasidium subglaciale EXF-2481
Lineage: Eukaryota; Fungi; Ascomycota; Dothideomycetes; Dothideales; Saccotheciaceae
Exons: 3
Coding region: 1-2562 (853 amino acids)
Biological process (GO): transmembrane transport
Molecular function (GO): oligopeptide transmembrane transporter activity
Source: RefSeq, a predicted model, not a curated record
AUGGCCGAACCAGAGAAGAAGAUCGCAAGAGAGGACAUUCAGCCCAUUGGCAAGGAUGACGUGGCUAUCGGUAGUGUCGCUGAGAUGAAGAACGAGUCGGGAGAAAGUCUGCCCAACGACCAAUUUCAGAAUGAACUCAACGUCACCGUCGACGAUUACGUUCAUGCAAGAGAGGAAGCCAACAAUUUCACCCUUGAGGAAACCAGGACCAUGAUGGAAUCGGUCUGGAAGAUUCACGAGCUCGACCCCAACUUCCCGGACAGCAUUCUGGACAAGAUUAGGGAGUUCUUAUUCAACGAGGAUGUGUUUAUCAACCCCGAGAAGCAUGCCGACCUCAUUUCGGAAAUCAAGAUCGAAGCCGCUUUGAUUGUCAACAACUCUCCUUACGCCGAAGUCAGAGCCGUUGUCGACAACACUGAUGAUCCCAACAUGCCUUGCGCGUCACUUCGUGCAUACAUUAUUGGACUGCUCUUCGUCACCUUGCUUGCCUUCAUCAACCAGCUGUUCUCCAUCAGACAGCCUUCGAUUACCGUCGAAGCAAACGUUGCACAACUGCUCGCAUAUCCCGUUGGAGUUGCUUGCGCGAAAUGGCUUCCAGACGUAGGCUUCACCUUGUUCGGCUCACGUCACAGUCUGAACCCCGGACCGUUCUCCAAGAAGGAACACAUGUUGAUCACUAUCAUGGCCAAGGUCGGAGCUAACCUCCCUUACACUGACUACGUCGUCUGGGUACAAUUCCUUCCCCACAUGUUCAACCAAAGCUGGGCUAGCUCCUUUGCCUACCAGAUCGUCAUCGCUCUUGGUACCAACUUCAUUGGUUUCGGUCUUGCUGGUAUAUGCCGUCGCUUCCUCGUAUACCCAGCUUACUGUGUGUGGCCUACCUCGCUUGUUACCAUGGCCCUCAACAACUCUUUCCACGACAGCUCCAACCCUUCUGUCAUGGGACCUUUCAAGAAAGUCCUUACAAUGUCAAGGCUGAAGUUCUUCGUCUUGACCUUCACUGCCAUGUUCUUCUACUUCUGGUUCCCUAAUUUCAUCUUUGAGGCUCUGAGUAUCUUCAACUGGAUUAACUGGAUUGCACCAAACAAUCUUCACCUCUCCACCAUCACUGGUAUGAACAACGGACUUGGUAUUAAUCCUUUCCCCACGUUUGACUGGAACAUCUUGCUCUGGGAUCAGAUGGACCCUCUAAUGGUACCCUUCUUCAACACUGUCAACCGCUUCGCUGGUCUAGUCAUAUCCGCUUUCGCCGUUCUUGGUGUUUGGUACAGCAACACCUUCAACACUGGUUACCUGCCUAUCAACUCGAACAAAGUCUUCGAUCACUUUGGCAAAUUCUACAACGUUACUCGCACCCUUGAUGACCGCGGCUUCUUCGAUGCUGAGAAGUACACUGAUUACUCGCCCGCUUAUAUGAGCGCCGCGAACUUGACUGUCUACGCUUGCUUCUUUGCCAUCUACACAGCCACCAUCUCCUACGCCAUCAUGUACCACCGUCACGAAAUCGCCAUGGGCUUCAAGAACAUGUUUAAGCGUGGUGACAAGAACGAGUACAACGACGUCCACAACCGUCUGAUGUCUGUCUACCCCGAAGUCCCCGAAUGGUGGUACCUGAUCUGUCUCUGCAUUUCCAUCGCCUUUGGUUGCGCCGGUAUCGCCGCAUGGCCAACAUAUACCACUGUCGGUGUCGUCUUCUACGGUCUGGCUCUCUGUCUUGUCUUUGUCAUUCCCAUUGGAAUUAUCAGAGCCAUCACCGGUAUCCAAGUCACUCUCAACGUCUUGGCUGAGUUCAUUGGCGGUGCUUGGGUCGAGGGUAACGCUCUUGCCAUGAACUUCUUCAAGUCUUUCGGCUAUGUUACUUGUGCUCACACCAUUCAAUUCUUGAACGACCUGAAGCUUGCCCACUACUCCAAGAUUCCUCCUCGCCAUGCCUUCUGGGCACAAAUGGUUGCUUGCCUCGUCUCCACCUUUGUCUGCACUGGUGUCCUCAACUUCCAGAUUCACAUCAAGGAUGUCUGUACUACUGACGCACCCAACCGUUUCUACUGCCCUGGUAACAACACCUUCUUCACUGCUUCUGUGCUUUGGGGUACUCUUGGCCCUCACAAGGUCUUUGGUAAGGGUGGUCUCUACACUCUUCUUCUCAUCGGUUUCCCUGUCGGUCUGGUCGUUCCUCCCAUCCUUUACUACGUCACCCGCCGUUUUCCCCAGAAGAAGUGGCUGCGCCAGAUCCACCCUAUCGCCAUCAUCUACGGUGGUCUCACCUGGGCUCCUUACAACUUUGCCUACGUCUGGCCUCAGGUCCCGAUUGGUUUCAUCGCAAUGGUUUGGCUUAAGAGCCGCUACCUUGCUUGCUGGUCCAAGUACAACUAUGUGCUCAGCGCUUCUUGGUCCGCUGCCAUUGGUAUCUCUGCCAUCAUCAUUUUCUUCAGUGUCCAGUACUCUGGAAAGGUUAGUCUUGACUGGUGGGGCAACAAUGUCUCGUACCAGGGUUGCGAAAGCACUGCUUGCAGAAGACUCACGCUCGCUGAUGGAGAAUUCUUUGGUCCCAGAACUUGGUAA